CAAUCUUAGAGAUCGUGACAUUAGACUGCUCCAUCAAUGUUGUUAUCACUGUUACAGAGUCCAUACAGAUACGCUAUCCUUUAAAGAUGCGGUUAGUUACUCUGCUAUGUGUCUUCGUCUGUUCUGUUAAAAUCAAAGCUAGUCCUUUGCCGAAAAAAAUAAUAAUACAGCAAUACUAUGACAAUCCAGCGGUCAAGAGAUACCGGGAGUAUGUACAGAUAGACACGAGCCGGGAAGAUAAUUUACACUAUGCUGUGGAAUUCUGGCGUCGUCAAGCUCAGGAAUUGGGCUUGGCUUUUACCAUACAUCGCCCCGCCGGGAAGCCCAUUUGUGUGAUCACCUGGGAGGGCGCCGACCCUUCUUUGCCCAGCAUCAUGCUUAACUCUCAUAUGGACGUUGUUCCUGCAGAGCCAUUAUCAGAUUGGACAUACCCCCCUUUUUCGGCGCACAUGGAUGAAAACGGUGACAUUUAUGGGCGCGGCACACAAGACGACAAGGAUGUCGCUAUACAGUAUCUAGAAGCUAUCAGAAAACUCAAAAAUGAUAAUAUCACUCUUCAGCGUACUUUGCACGUGACUUUGAUGCCAGACGAAGAAAUUGGAGGAUUCAACGGAAUGCUGCCUUUUAUAAACACGACUGAGUUUUCAACAUUGAACGUUGGUUUUGCCCUGGACGAAGGACUGAGUACCUCCGAUGGAAACUACGUAGCCACUUACCAAGACAGGAGGCCGUGGAUCUUAAAGUACACCGUAUACGGAGAAGGCGGACAUGGAAUUUUAAUGCCAGAAGGAAGCGCUAUGGAAAAGGCUCAAAGCUUAAUAAACGUGAUUAUGAAAUUCCGAGAUGAGCAAAGACGCAUCAUGUACACGAAGGAACCGCUCGAUUACGGGGCAUAUAAUUCAAUAAACAUCAAUGUUAUUAACGGUGGAAGUGUUGCAAACGUGAUUCCUAAAUCAAUUACAAUAAUGGUCGAUAUCAGGUUGGCUCUAACAACAGAUGCUGAUGAACUUUUAGCUUUGACAGAAGCCUGGCGUAUGGAGAGUGGAAAUAGAACGGAAUUGGAGUUUGUGCGUCAUGUGACUAAGUCGGCAGCGACGAAAGUCGGCGACGACAAUGUGUUUUGGAAGGCGUUUAGAGAAGCUAUUACUGAUAUGGGUAGCACGGUGACGCCGCUCGUCUGCCCGGCGGCCACCGACAUGAUCCCGUUACGCGACCGCGGGAUACCUUGUAUUGGAUUUUCUCCAAAGAUUCACACGACAUCCAGGAUCCACACGACUAACGAAUACCUGAAUGUAGACACGUUCCUCCAUGGAAUUGAUGUUUAUGUUGCGAUUUUAAAUAAGUUGGGAAAUGUGUUAUUGGUGUAUGAGAGUGUCAAUAUGAUGUACGGUUUGCUUUUCAUGUGUGUGUGUGUGUUGGGUGGAGUUCACGCUGCUGAAGACUACUCCAAUAAUGAAUCAGUACAACUUUUAAGACAAUAUGUUCAGAUUAACACAACCACGGGAAGAGAUCUCAGCCCAGCUGUGCAGUUUUGGAGAUCGCUAGCGGAAAAAGAAGGAGUACCUAUCAGUGAAUAUGAGUAUGAAGAAGGCUAUCCAGUACUCGUGCUCAAGUGGGAGGGCUCUGACCCAUCCCUCAACGCUAUUAUGCUUAACUCUCACAUGGACGUGGUGCCGGCUGAUGAGAGCGAUGGUUGGAGCUACCCGCCAUUUGACGCAGAAAUAACUUCAGAUGGGGAUAUCUAUGGGCGCGGCACUCAAGACAUGAAGUCUAUUUCUAUACAGUACUUCGAGGCCCUUCGACGUAUAAAAGCGAAUAACGUUACUCUUCUCAGGACGGUCUACAUGACUCUUAUGCCAGAUGAGGAAGUCGGCGGUGAGUCUGGUAUGAUACCGUUUCUGAAGACCGCAGAAUUCGCUGCUUUGAAUGUGGGAAUCGAGUUCGACGAGGGCACUCCAUAUCCUGUUCCGUUUAUUCCCGUUUUCUAUCAAGAUAAAUCUGUGUGGCAAAUUCAAGUGGAUUGUCACGGCGUAGCCGCUCACGGCUCCACGUUCCCCCCGACCAACUCUACCGCUACGGGAAAGUGCCGUAAUGUGAUGGACGUUCUGCUAAACUACAGAGAAGAACAGUACGAGAUAUCGAAAACGGCUACAGUUUUCGACGCAGGAGUUUACACUUCCAUAAACCUUAAUAAAUUAAACGGUGGCACCGCAAACAAUAUAAUACCCAGUCAUGUGAGCCUGACUUUCGACAUCAGACUGGGUACGAGAGUCGUCGAAAAAGAUUUUCAACAAAAGCUUGAAGCCUGGAUAUCCGAAGCUGGUGACAACGUGACCCUGACUUACAUUUCAAAGAACAAGCAAUCGCCAGCCACACAAAUAGGCUUAAAAAACCCUUACUGGAAUGCGAUCACAGCUGCAGCCCUUUCUCUGAAAAUCAUCAUUCUGCCCAUAGUGCCGCCAGGUUCCACCGACGCGCGUCACGUCCGCUCGGCCGGCGUACCAGCCUUCGGCUUCUCUCCCAUGCCCAAUACCCCACUGUUGCUGCACUCAGUGGAUGAACACCUUAACGCGAAGACUUUCCUCAAGGGCAUCGAUAUUUACGAGAAAUUCAUAACCAACCUCGCGAGCAUCCCAGAGACUUUGACGAAGGCAGACCCAAGCGCCUAUCUUUAUAGUACUGUUGAGUGAAACUGCACCUUAUUUCACAUUCUUUAACCGCAAAAUGUUUUGCAGCUAACAUGAAGGCUCGGCUGAAGUUGUGUUAAUUUAUGACUGUUUUAGAGAAUUAAGGAAAAGUACCAGUUUUAAAGCAGUCAAACAUAUUUAAAAGACAACAUCUAUUUAUUUUUUGUCCGGUAUUAUUAUUUAUUAGAUUUUUUUAAAAUUACAUAAUAAAUGAAAGCAAACCUGA
Amyelois transitella is the source of this 2913-nucleotide messenger RNA. RefSeq lists its product as uncharacterized. Lineage: Eukaryota; Metazoa; Arthropoda; Insecta; Lepidoptera; Pyralidae. The coding region runs from base 87 to 2690 and encodes 867 amino acids. Gene Ontology annotation, molecular function: aminoacylase activity. Gene Ontology annotation, biological process: amino acid metabolic process. Gene Ontology annotation, cellular component: cytoplasm. The record is from RefSeq and is a predicted model, not a curated record. The transcript is spliced from 18 exons.